GAAAACAGGAAGUUCCUUCAGAAGCUCGCUGAAGCGGCCAAGAUGGCAUCGGCCGUGGAGAGAACUGACGAUUUGGUGAGGGAGUACCUUUUGUACCGCGGGUUUACAAGCACCCUGAAGCACCUCGACAAUGAAAUAAAAGUGGACAAAGAAAAGGGAUUUCGUGUUGACAAGAUUAUUGAGCAGCUCCAGCUCUUCAUCCAGAACUAUGACCUGGUGGGACUGAAGGAAUACUGGGCCUAUCUGGACCGCCGCCUCUUCUGUCGCCUGGAGGACAUAUACAGGCCCACUGUCAACAAACUCAGAACCAGCCUCUUCAGAUACUACGUAGUCUACACGGUCCAGACAAAGAAUGUUGAGAAGACGCAGGAGUUCUUCCAGAAGCAGGCCCCGGAGCUGCAGGGCCAGGUGGAGUGGCGGGAUUGGUUCAUCCUGCCCUUCAUCCCCAACCCCGAGCAGAACCAGGUCUUCGCCUCCUACUUCUCCCGCCAGUGGGCCGACACCUUCCUGGUCUCACUGCACAACUUCCUCAGCGUGCUCUUUCAGUGCAUGCCCCUUCCAGUGCUCCUGAGCUUCGAUGCGGAGAUGCAGAGGACAACCGGACUGCAAGAAGAGAAUGACACACUCCGACAAAUUUUAUUUGCGAUGCAAGGAGAUUCACACCCGAAGAGGGGCGAAGAGAUCAUUCACCACAGGCUUCCAGCUUACGUUCAACACAUGGACCGACUCGGAGACACAGAGCUAGACCUGGUGUCCAGCCAGCGUCCAGCCAACCUUGUUACCCCCUCGCGCAAUUUCUUCUCCACAUUCCUCCCCCAAGGAAAACGGGCACCUGCCAGGACGCCCCAAGCAUCUGGGUCCUCGCCAACGCAGUCCUCCGUGGGCAGGAAGGACACGGCAGCCAAUCAUGUUGUAAAGACUAAAGAGCCGACUCCGAGCGUCCGGGAGCCCAAGAUGGCGGUGCCCCCUCCGGGGGUGAUGGUGGAGUCGUCGUCGUCGUCGUCAACAGGCGUGUCCAGGCAGAGGAGGCAUCAGGACCACGAGAAGGAGAGGAAGGAGCUCUUCUCCAAGCCCACCCAGCAGACCGUGGAGAGGAAAGGAGAGAGCUCUGACUCUGAGCCCCACGCCGACACGGUGGGCGAGCCGUCGGACUCUCCGACCAAUCAGGCGCGGGCCAGCUCGGACAUCGGCGCAGCCAUGGAGCAGCCGUUCAUCAAGUUGAGUCAGGAAGAGUACGCCGAACACCACUCCUCCAUCAUGCACUGCAGAGUGGACAGCUCGGGGAGGAGAGUGGCCAGUCUGGAUGUGGAUGGUGUCAUUAAAGUCUGGUCCUUCAACCCCAUGAUGCAGACGAAAGCCACCAUCAUGUCCAAGUCACCGCUGCUGUCACUGGAGUGGGCCACCAAACCUGACAGACUGUUGCUGCUGGGGAGUGGAGUGGGUACCGUUCGUCUGUACGACACAGACGCCAAGAAGAACCUCUACGAGAUGCAGAUUGAUGAAGCACACCCACGGAUCCUGUCGCUGGCCUACAGCCCUAGUGGCACGUCGUUUGUGUGUUCUGCGGCGGCCCAUGUGGCUCGUACAGGCAGCGUGACGGAGGCGGUACCCCGUGUUGUACUCCCCGUCUCUGGGAAACUGCUCCUGUGGGACACCAAGACCAUUAAGCAGCAGCUUCAGUUUUCUCUAGAACCUGGACCAGUAGCCAUUAAUUGCACAGCGUUCAACCACAAUGGAAACCUGCUCGUCACCGGAGCUGCAGAUGGAAUGAUUCGUCUCUUUGACAUGCAGCGGUAUGAGAGUGCCAUGAGCUGGAAGGGCCACGAUGGGGAGGUGUACAGUGUGGAGUUCAGCUACGAUGAGAACACCGUCUUCAGCAUCGGUCAGGACGGCAAGUUCAUCCAGUGGAACAUCCACCGCAGUGGCGUGAAGCAGUCGGAGUACUCGCUACCGCAGGAUGCCACGGGACCCUUCGUGCUGUCGGGCUACAGCGGCUACAAGCAGGUGCAGGUGCCCCGUGGACGCCUCUUCGCCUUCGACUCCGAGGGCCACCACGUCCUCACCUGCUCCAACAACGGAGGGCUCAUCUACAGGCUGAACAAGGGGGAGUCAGGUCUGGAGAGCGUGCUGGCCCUGGGGGGGCACAAGGCCCCGGUGGUGACCGUGGACUGGUGCUCAGCUGUGGACUGUGGCACCUGCCUCACCGCCUCCAUGGACGGCAAGAUCAAACUCAGCACGCUGCUGGCCCAGAAGUCCUGAGCAGUUAAGCUGACGAGGCGGCGGAGGGCAAUAGGGUCAGUUGUCCCAGGCCCAGGGAGAGGAGGAGCCCAGAAUUGGACAUUACAUUUUACAGUAUACUGUAUAUUGAUGGAGGGGUGAGGGGGUUCAGAUGGCUUUGUCCCGGGCCCCACCAGUGCUGUCAGUGACCCUGGUCCUGAGGACUUGACCUGCCUUGUCUUGACACCUGUGCCCUGGUGGUGUGGACAAAAACAGCUCCAGGCUACUAUUUGAGAUGUUUUUCUUCCACAAGAGUAAUGCAGCGUGGCAAUGAUUAGUCGGAUAUUUGGUGCUCACAUAUCUAGGUCAUACUAAACUCUUUCUAUCUCGUCUGUCUGAUCGCAAUCAUCUCUCCUAGAGCAGAGUGUUUGAUCAGCCCUUGGUGCUCUGUGUGUAGCUGCUCCAGUGUUAUUAGUCAUGCUGGUGGUAGUGGCGGCGGUGUUGGUGGACCCUGCCUGCAGUAGAAGGCAUUAAAGGAGGAAUUCAAGUGGA
Engraulis encrasicolus (European anchovy) is the source of this 2769-nucleotide messenger RNA. RefSeq names its product WD repeat domain 91 (gene wdr91). Gene Ontology annotation, biological process: negative regulation of phosphatidylinositol 3-kinase/protein kinase B signal transduction; early endosome to late endosome transport. The record is from RefSeq and is a predicted model, not a curated record. Gene Ontology annotation, molecular function: protein binding; phosphatidylinositol 3-kinase inhibitor activity. Bases 43 to 2259 code for a protein of 738 amino acids. Gene Ontology annotation, cellular component: extrinsic component of endosome membrane; late endosome membrane; early endosome membrane. Lineage: Eukaryota; Metazoa; Chordata; Actinopteri; Clupeiformes; Engraulidae. The transcript has 16 exons.